AUGGUGUUGCUUGGAAACCUUAAUCGCCUCCCUAAACCAAGUAGCGUGAUACUCUUGAGUGUCAAACAUUAUCGUAUGUGGUUGCAGGUGACAGAUUUCCGUUGUUCGGAUGUGAGGUGGUUUCAUCGGAGGAGCGAUGUUGAUAAGUGGAUAAACUUCAGCGGAAGGGAUUCUCUCCUUUUGGAGGCGAAAUAUCGGGCUGUGUUUGGAGUACCACUGGAUGAUCAGAUGACAGUCGAGCUCUUAGAACGUGGCUUUACUUCUAGACAAUCUGUUGUAGUGUUGGAUGGCCUCUAUAAAGCAAAUGAUGAUCUCACAAGAGUUGAAGCUAUUUACUGGAAAGGCGAUUCAUGUGAAAUACGAAGAGGCACAUGGUAUAGUCAGGAUUGGCAACCAUUGGAACCACAAGUGGCAGAUGCUAUCGAAGCCCAUCAUUUGCAGUAUUUCCGAGGCCAAACUAUUCCAGAAGGGUUAACUGUUUUUUCAACUAAGGAAGCGAGUACCAAACCACAGUUGACGGAGCUGCAACUGGAGGGAAUGGAAAUUCGGUGGAGUUCUGUGAUUGACGUCUCUCUGUCUUUUAAACGAGGGGCUAUUUUAAGAUAUAUCGGUUGGGGAAAAAGUCAAGCUUUGCGCCGAGGGUUUCACAAAGAAGCGGAAUGGACCGAUGGUCCUCCUGAAACUAGUCAUCUCAUCCUUGUCGUGCACGGUAUUGGACAAAAGGGAUAUGAAAACCUUAUUGCAGAAAAUGCGCAACAGGUUCGUGAUGGAGUGCUAAAUGCGUUAGAACGAUGUUAUCCUGAUGACAAGAAGGCUCGUCCAAUGUUUCUCCCUGUUGAAUGGCGAUCCGCAUUGAAACUUGACGACGGAAUCACUGAUGUCAUAACACUGCCGAAGAUGAGUAGUAUGCGGCACGCCCUGAAUAGCACGGCCAUGGAUAUUAUGUAUUAUCAAAGCCCGCUUUAUCGUAAAGAGAUAGUGGGUGGUGUUGUUCGACAACUUAACCGUGUAUAUUCACUAUUUGCCGAAAACAAUCCAAAUUUCUCUGGUCCUGUUUCUAUAUUCGCCCAUUCACUGGGAUCUGUUAUAACCUACGACAUCCUUUUGCAUUGGUCUCCUUUUCUGCUUUACGAAAAAUAUGUAACACAUGCGAUGGUACGCAAGCUUUUCCCAAAAAUUUCAGAUUUUUUGUCCUUCGAAAUAAAUGCGAAUCUAAGAAUCUUGUACAAGAAAAUCGAUGGUGGGAUAAAUAAAAUGUUACAGCAUAACGAUGAACAACUCAUGUUCAAGGUGAAGUACUUAUUUGCUGUUGGAAGUCCUCUUGCAGUUUUUUUAGUAAUGCGUGGAGCCACACAUACUGAUUUACUUCCAGAUAAGAUGAAUGUGGAACGCCUUUUCAACAUAUUUCAUCCAUAUGACCCUGUUGCGUAUCGACUGGAACCGUUGUUCACUCCCGAGUACCGGUACAUUCGUCCUAUAAAACUGUUCACAAGCAGUGACUUGCGCGCUCGUAACUCAUACGAAGAAUUGCCUUUGGAGGUCCACAAGAGUUAUAUGAAGAAGGUUAAGAAUGAAAAUAAAUCGAAAAAGAGCAAAGUUAAUGACGCUCGUAGUGGAGGUGAUGAAGACUUGGACGAAGAGGACGAGUGUGAUUCGGAUUUCGAUGCAAAGAGUGGAGGUUCUUCGCCAAGGUGUCUCACGCCUCCUUUGGCAGGAGAUGGGAUUUCUGUUGAGAAACCAGCGAGGAAAGGAUGGUUUUCAUCAUUCACAUCCGCCCCAAAGAAAUUUGCUCCUUCUGCAACUGUUCCAGAAGUUCCAGUUGAGAUGGCUAAAGAAGCUGAAUCAGAACUUCCAUUGCCCGAACGCUUGCUGGGUGGAGGAGUUCGACCACCGCAUCGAAUUGAUUUUCAAUUGCAGCCUGCUUUGACAGACAAAAGCUACUGGUCGGUGCUGAAAAGCCACUUCAGUUAUUGGACAAAUUCUGACCUCGCAUUGUUUGUGGCUAAUAUUCUUCAUUUUGAGUCGCUUAUCGACCAACAGUCAGGUCCCAACAAAGAGCUCUUGAGUCAAGGUUGUGCUUAA
This is a messenger RNA of Angiostrongylus costaricensis, 2082 nucleotides long. The record is from the annotation of a GenBank genome assembly. Lineage: Eukaryota; Metazoa; Nematoda; Chromadorea; Rhabditida; Metastrongylidae.